Messenger RNA from Carya illinoinensis, 1112 nucleotides. RefSeq names its product vesicle-associated membrane protein 711. The record is from RefSeq and is a predicted model, not a curated record. The transcript is spliced from 4 exons. Lineage: Eukaryota; Viridiplantae; Streptophyta; Magnoliopsida; Fagales; Juglandaceae. Gene Ontology annotation, biological process: vesicle-mediated transport. Gene Ontology annotation, cellular component: membrane. Bases 272 to 934 code for a protein of 220 amino acids.
CGACUGCACGUAACAUUUUCCAGCUCGACAGUCGUAUGUAUCGAGGGAAAGAGAGGAGAGGCCGAGCGGAAGAAUCCCGGCUGCUUUAGAGACAAUAGAAUUUCGAGGAAGGAAUAGAUUCUUGCUGUUGAUAACUUGAUAUAGCUCGCGCAAUAUUUAAUUCAUAUUCGGAGUAGUUUACGGAGAGGGAAUCGCGUUACCAUUUCUAAAAUUGAGGAAAUUUGUUUAGACAGAGACAUAUAGAGAGAGGGAGGGGGAUCUGUGGUGGGGGAUGGCGAUACUCUACGCUCUGGUGGCAAGGGGAUCGGUGGUGCUGGCGGAGUUCAGCGCCACGUCUACUAACGCCAGCGUGAUCGCGCGGCAGAUACUGGAGAAGAUACCGGGAAACACCGACACCCACGUGUCAUACUCUCAGGACCGCUACAUCUUCCAUGUCAAGCGCACCGAUGGCCUCACCGUCCUCUGUAUGGCCGACGAGAACGCCGGAAGAAGACUACCAUUUGCAUUUCUCGAAGAUAUUCAUCAGAGAUUUGUGAGGACUUACGGCCGUGCAGUUCUUUCGGCCCAUGCUUAUGCUAUGAAUGAUGAAUUCUCAAGGGUUUUGAGCCAGCAAAUGGAAUACUACUCGAACGACCCGAACGCUGAUAGGAUAAAUCGACUAAAAGGUGAAAUGAGUGAGGUGCGAAAUGUCAUGAUAGAGAAUAUUGACAAAGUUCUAGAUAGAGGCGAUCGUCUGGAAUUGCUGGUUGACAAAACUGCAAACAUGCAAGGAAAUACCUUUCGCUUCAGAAAGCAAGCUCGUCGUUUCAGAAGCACGGUGUGGUGGAGAAAUGUCAAACUCACUGCUGCACUGAUACUCCUGCUGCUAGUGAUUGUUUACGUUGUGCUGGCUUUCGUUUGCCAUGGUCUCACCUUACCUUCCUGCAUUAAGUGAAGAAUUGAUGUCGGAGUGAGAUUUGGAUAUGUGUUAUUUUUUCAAGCCUUUCUUAUCUGGUGUGAUAUAUUGGAUUUUUUGUUUUCCUAAUUUCAUCUUCCACUGUUGUAAGUUGCCUCGGACUUUAAUUUAUGCACUUCCAAACACUGAACUGUCAAUAUGAGUGCUUAUUUUCGUA